AUGGGAUCGAUAGUUCUAGCGCAUCCGCGCCAAACCCUCAGUUCACCACGAUUGGGGGGUGCUUCCACCUCGAUGCCAAUCGUUGCACCUGAGUGUUUGUUGGAGUAUCGGCCAGCUGGUCCAGUUGGGGUAUUCACCUCAUCUCAUCCAUCUCAAGAUGUAGGACGUGAAGGGGAACCGAAUCAGGUAGAAAAUGCGAUGCUAGAGGAUGAUUCCAACGAAGAGCCUGCUGACAUUGGAAGGGACAACAAUGAUGAAAUUCCGACAAACCCAGCACCAUCCACCGGCCAACCGACGGAGUUAGCACCAACCUUUGAGGAUCAAGGGUUGCACGAGGGAAAUUCUGUAGCUGAAUUUCAAGUUGGCCAAUCUUUCCACAGUAAGGAGGAAGCUGUGCUUACUAUAAAAGAUUACAUUAUUCGGUGCGGUGUUGAGUACAGAGUGAUGGAGUCGGAUCAUCUUAAGUACCAUGGGAGAUGCAAGGAGUUCGGGAAGGGUUCGGUAUCGAUAAAGGUGUUGCAAGAAGCUACCGAAGGAACGUACGGGUUCAAGCCAACUUACAGGAAGACGUGGUUGGCAAAACAGAAGGCGAUAGUACAAAUAUACGGGGACUGGGAAGAGUCCUACGCCGAGCUACCUCGUUGGAUCCUUGGUGUGCAGUCUACCAUGGAGGGGACGGUUGCCUUGUUGAAGACAUCUCCAGUUCGAGUCGGUGAUGACGUCGAUGACUCAACCGUCAUAGACGGUACUCAUCUGUAUGGCAAGUAUGGAGGGACUUUGCUCUUGGCCAUCGCUCAAUAUGGGAACUCCAACAUCUUGCCUAUUACUUUCAGUCUUGUGGUAGGGAAAAAUGCCAAGUCGUGGUCUUUCUUCUUGACCAACCUGCGUCAACAUGUGACUCCACAACAGGGGAUACUGGUCAUCUCAGAUAGGCACAACGGCAUCAAGACUGCACUAGAAAACCCUAACAGCGGGUGUUUUAAGGGCAUGGAUGCAAAGCGUUUGCUUGUGAAAGCUGCUUAUGCGAAGACUGAGGCAGAGUUUCACUAUUGGUUUGAUAUAAUGCGGGCUGAGAAUCCAGCAAUGUGUGAUUGGACGAACAGAAUAGAAUACGAUAAAUGGACUCAGCAUCAGGAUGGUGGCUGA
Molecule: messenger RNA, 1146 nt
Organism: Arachis duranensis
Lineage: Eukaryota; Viridiplantae; Streptophyta; Magnoliopsida; Fabales; Fabaceae
Exons: 5
Coding region: 1-1146 (381 amino acids)
Source: RefSeq, a predicted model, not a curated record